Oryzias melastigma (Indian medaka) is the source of this 1281-nucleotide messenger RNA. RefSeq names its product DAN domain family, member 5 (gene dand5). Lineage: Eukaryota; Metazoa; Chordata; Actinopteri; Beloniformes; Adrianichthyidae. Gene Ontology annotation, biological process: determination of heart left/right asymmetry. The coding region runs from base 395 to 1135 and encodes 246 amino acids. The transcript has 2 exons. The record is from RefSeq and is a predicted model, not a curated record.
AGUAGAUAAUCUGUAUUAAAGAAACAAUCCAAUCUAACAAAUAGAGUUUUAAAGUUGUGCUGCAGAACUGCAUUAACUUCCAGUUUUUGCUGAUUUGUUUCCUGAUUUUUUUAAGUUUUGGAAACCAGAUUUACCUUCCAGGUACUUUUUUUUUUAUGACUGUGUUUACGACACUUACCUGAGACACACUCUCAUCCACAACCUAAACUUGUAAGUUUGGUGUCAUGUCUGAUCCGGUGUGGGAAUUGUGACACCUUGUUUGCAUUUAAACGCGGGUGAGAAGCGACUGCAUAAAAAGGAUGCCUCCGGCUCAACAUCAAAGCACCGACAGCAAGGUUGCCGUUUGGAGCCUUGGACCACAAUCAGCAGCACAGCUUCAGCAUUCAUCAAAGACAUGGCUAUCAUCAUCAGAUUUCUUUUUUUCUUAACUCUGACCUCUACAGCGCUUUUGUUUCCUUAUAACACUCUACGAAAGGUGGAGUUUGAGUCAUCUGGCAGCGGCCCGAAUGAACCGGUUCAGGGAGUGAUUAAGGUGGUGCGGCUGGACCCAGGUAGCAUGAGUCCCUCAGAGUUCUUCAGAAGAGGACUACCCCAUAGACGAGCCCUUUCCCCUCGCUCCCGACUGCCUUUCCCUGACUUCCUGUCUCGUGGGCGGCCAGGUUUGGCCCCGGCGCCACGGGCCCCUGUAAGUCCGCUCCAUAAUCUGAGCCCACAGAGCACGUCGGAGAUGGAGCUGAAGAUGAAGAAGAAGCAAGGACUCCACAUGUGGCAGAAAGUUCUAGAUAAAGGAGACAAGACGACGCUGCCGGUUAACCUGAAGGAUCCCAAACAAAGCUGUGCUGCUGUGUCUUUCGUGCAGCAUGUGACGGCAGAUGGAUGCCAAACAGUCAGGGUGCACAACAAGCUGUGCUUCGGCCAGUGCAGCUCGCUUUUUGUCCCGCCCCAGAGCGAGGUCAUGGGGCCGGGUCCCGGGACCGCCCCCUGCUCCCGCUGCGCCCCUGUGGAAGCCCGCACCGUCACCGUUCCUCUGAGAUGUGGGGCCGAGGUCCGGGAGAAGCGAGUGAUGGUGGUAGAGGAGUGCAAGUGCGAGACGAGUCGGGAGCAAAGGGGAGCGGAGGCCGCCACACACCUCUAACUGGAUCUUUGCCGAAAUCACUUCUAAUAUCCAAAAAAUCUUUUUAAAACUAACAAAUGUUUAUUCAUUUGUGCGUAGCUUUAGAUUUUUUUACAGUCUGGACAUUUUCAGACCUCAGAAUGAACUCUGGUGGUUUAUCCCACCAC